CGUGGCGUCAAAUACUUCCGGGAGUCUCACAUGGGAGUGGGAGUAGGAGGCCAUGGAGUCUUCUCGGAAGGAUCAGUUAAAUAAGCAGAUAAAAGAACAAAUUGUUCUCAUUGAUGAACUCUCCAAUCUGAAGGAAAAUCGGAAAGUUUAUAAGCAGCAACCGAAUAGCUAUAUAUUUUUUGCAGCAGAUCACACACAGACUCUAAGUGAAAGUAAAUGUUCCCUUGAUGAGAUGAGAAAGGAAUACCAGGAAUUGGAAAAUACUGAGGAAGUGAAGAAGCAAUCAACAUAAGUGCUAUUGAUUGACAUGGAUGGAUAAAUAAAUGGCAUGAAAUGUGUGGAAUUUGCUGUAUGUUAGUUUUGUCCCCCCAAAAUGUUCCUGAUAAUUUGGGAGAGGAGAUGCUUGAAUGCCUUCGACGAAGAGGUCCUAACUGUAGUCAACAGUUAUCCAAAGUGGUGCCUGAUCUGGGCUAUAGUUGUUGCUUUUCUGGUCAUGUGCUGCACAUGAGAGGAAGCCUAAAUCCACAGCCCAUGCAGGAUGCUCAAGGAAAUCUCCUGCUUUGGAAUGGGGAGGUGUUUGGGGGUAUUGAAAUGAAACCUGAAGACAAUGACACUCAGAUUAUUCUUCAGCAUUUAUCUACAUGUAACAGUGAAGAAGACAUUCUAUCUGUCUUUUCAUCUAUUCGAGGACCUUGGGCUUUUAUCUAUUACCAACCGUCCACUCAUUGUUUGUGGUUUGGUCGAGACUAUUUUGGUCGCCGUAGUUUAUUAUGGCAGUUUAAAAAUCCCUACCUUGCUCUUGUAUCGGUGAGUGCUUCUCUCCCAAACUGUCUAAGUGUCCCUUGGUAUGAAGUACCAGCACGUGGACUUUAUAAAAUUGACCUACAAAAACAGCUCCAUCCCAGCUCUCUGGCAAUAACGUGGUACCCAUGGAAACAUAUCUCAACUGAACGUGAAAUGGCUUCUCACUUACAAGCUCAGUUCACGGAAGAACUUCCUAAUUUUGUUUCUGUGCUUUUGAAUGAAUCAAGGAUUUUCCUCAGAGCCCCCAUCAUUGCUAUGAAUUGCAGUAUUCCAGAUCCAUGUACAGAAAACAAUUAUUCUGCAACAAAUUUGACAAAUGUUGACAUGUAUCUUUCAGAUGAACACAAGAAAAAAAUUGUUCAUCAAUUUAUUGAUAUUUUGAAUGAAUCUGUUAGACGACGAGUGCUUUUUUUACCAAGGAACCUAAAUCCAUCUGAUUGUGCAGUGCAUAAAAUGAAUUCUGAUAAAGCUAAAGUAGCAAUUCUUUUUUCUGGAGGUGUUGAUUCUAUGGUCCUCUCUGCCUUGGCUGACCGACAUGUUCCUGCAGAUGAACCUAUUGACUUACUGAACGUAGCCUUUGAGCAGCGAGAAAAGAAAAUGCAAAAAAUCUCAAAGAAAAAGCAGCGACAGAACAAUACUGCUGAUGCAUCAGGAACAGAGACUUCAAAAAAUGACAGUGUUGGUGUUAAGGAGAAGACUGCUUUUAAUGUGCCUGAUCGUAUCACUGGCCAGGCUGGUUUAAAAGAAUUACAAAUUGUAAACCCUUCCAGACAUUGGAAUUUUAUAGAAAUCAAUGUCACAUUAGAAGAGCUGAAAGAAAUGAGACAACACCGGAUUAGCCAUUUGGUAAAACCCCUGGACACUGUUUUGGAUGACAGCAUUGGCUGUGCAGUGUGGUUUGCAGCAAGAGGUAUUGGUAUUAACACCAGCAAUGAAGAAAUCCAGCAAUACGUCAGCACUGCUAAGGUGGUGUUGACUGGGAUUGGUGCUGAUGAACAACUUGCAGGUUAUUCUCGUCACCGCAUCCGCUACAAAACAUCUGGAUUUGAAGGCCUGGUCAAAGAACUGGAGAUGGAACUUGAUCGCAUCUCCUCACGUAAUCUUGGAAGAGAUGACAGAGUCAUUGGUGACCACGGGAAAGAAGCAAGGUUUCCAUUUUUGGAUGAAGGGGUCGUUUCUUUUCUAAACUCCCUUCCUGUGUGGGAUAAAGCAGAUUUGACUCUACCUCAUGGGAUUGGCGAAAAGCUGCUACUACGAAUGGCUGCAAGAGAACUGGGCCUCUCAGCAUCUGCUACUCUGCCAAAGAGAGCAAUGCAAUUUGGAUCUAGAAUCUCAAAGAUGGAAAAUCAUAAGGAAAAGGCCUCUGACAAAUGUAGCAGAUUAUUGCAAAACAUGGGGGAUUAGUUGUCUUUGCUGUUUAACAGUAAAUAUUUAAAGGUUUUGCUCCAUUAACUGAAAACACAGCAAAAAUUGGAGGACUAGUUGUUUUUGUUUGAGACUUCUAUAAUAUAUAAUUAUACAGUUAAGUGAAUAAUUUAACCUGGUAUUGAGAUAUUCUGGUAUACUUGAUUGUUUAAAAAAAAGUUAAGAGUAUUUUUAUCUUUCAUUAUUUUUCCUUUCUCCAGUCAAGCAACCAGAAAAUAUUAGCUACACCCUACCUCAAACUGAUUCAGACAAAAAGUAAUUAAAUGUGCUAAGGAAACUCCUUGAGGCUAAGGGAAGCGGUUUGUCUUCAAUUUCAGCAAUUAAUGCAAUGUGUCUGCCUAUAUAUUUAAUCUGAAUAAAUGCUAAAUCUGGCACUUUGUUUUUAAA
Messenger RNA from Hypanus sabinus (Atlantic stingray), 2616 nucleotides. RefSeq names its product asparagine synthetase domain containing 1 (gene asnsd1). Lineage: Eukaryota; Metazoa; Chordata; Chondrichthyes; Myliobatiformes; Dasyatidae. The transcript has 6 exons. Bases 334 to 2208 code for a protein of 624 amino acids. The record is from RefSeq and is a predicted model, not a curated record. Gene Ontology annotation, molecular function: asparagine synthase (glutamine-hydrolyzing) activity.